Molecule: messenger RNA, 1910 nt
Organism: Lutzomyia longipalpis
Lineage: Eukaryota; Metazoa; Arthropoda; Insecta; Diptera; Psychodidae
Gene: nop5
Product: nucleolar protein 58
Exons: 5
Coding region: 131-1714 (527 amino acids)
Cellular component (GO): box C/D methylation guide snoRNP complex; small-subunit processome
Molecular function (GO): snoRNA binding
Source: RefSeq, a predicted model, not a curated record
UGAUGGGAAGUUGUUAACAUAACCUUAAAUCAAAACAAACGUGUUGCGUUGGUUGUCGCUGGCGUUUUCCGCGUUUCCUCGCGGAUAUUAUAUUAUUUUAGUGUUGAUAUAAUCUGGGAAAGAUUCCAAAAUGUUCAUCCUGUACGAAACACCAGCAGGAUAUGCAAUUUUUAAGCUCCUGGACGAGAAGAAGCUAAAGGAAGUGGAUAAUCUGUACCUGGAGUUUGAAACACCAGAAAAGGCAAACAAUUUGGUAAAAUUGAAGCAUUUCCAGAAAUUUUCCGACACAACCGAAGCUCUUGCGGCUGCCACAGCCACGGUUGAGGGAAAAGUUUCAAAGCCACUGAAGAAGACGCUCAAGAAGUUGGUCAGUGAGGAUGUGCAAAAUAAACUCCUCGUGGCCGAUGCGAAGCUUGGCAAUGCCAUCAAGGACAAACUUGCCCUUCAAUGUGUCUCGAAUUCGGGGGUGCAGGAGCUGAUGCGGUGCAUCCGGACGCAGUCGGAGUCCCUUCUUUCCGGACUGCCAAAGAAAGAAAUGACAGCCAUGGCUCUGGGUUUGGCACAUUCCCUUUCCAGGUACAAAUUGAAAUUCUCCCCGGACAAGAUUGAUACAAUGAUCGUCCAGGCACAGUGUCUCCUUGAGGAUCUCGACAAGGAGCUCAAUAACUACAUGAUGAGAGCAAGAGAAUGGUACGGAUGGCAUUUUCCGGAACUCGGGAAGAUCAUCACAGACAACAUUGCAUUCGUGAAGACAAUUAAACUUGUUGGGAUGCGCGAGAAUAUGGGACAAACAGACCUCUCGGACAUUCUUCCGGAAGACGUCGAGGAGAAAGUGAAGGAAGCAGCAGAGAUUUCAAUGGGCACGGAGAUCUCAGAGGAGGACAUCAUUAACAUUCAGCACCUCUGUGACGAAAUAAUCUCCAUCAAUGAGUACAGAACACAUCUCUUUGACUACCUCAGGACACGAAUGAUUGCCAUGGCGCCAAAUCUCACAAUUCUCGUUGGGGAAUCUGUGGGGGCACGAUUAAUUGCCCAUGCUGGAUCACUUGUUAAUCUGGCUAAACAUCCGGCGUCUACAGUUCAGAUUCUGGGAGCUGAAAAGGCCCUCUUCCGCGCGUUGAAGGCUAAAAAGGAUACACCCAAGUACGGGUUGAUUUAUCAUGCUCAGCUUGUAGGACAGGCCAGUGUAAAAAAUAAGGGAAAGAUCUCUCGGUCGCUGGCAGCAAAGGCAGCUCUCGCCACGAGGGUUGAUGCCUUCGGGGAGGACGUCAAGUUCGAAUUGGGUGCUGAGCACAAGGCAAAGUUGGAGUCUCGUCUUCAUUUCCUCGAGCAGGGAAGUUUGCGACGUCUCUCUGGCACUGGGAAAGCCAAGGCAAAGUUUGAAAAGUACCAUGGGCAGAGUGAGGUCAAAACAUACGAAUCUGCGUACGAUAACACCCUGCCGACGAGCAGCAAGAAGCGAAAACACUCCGAGAGUGCCGCAGAAACACCCAAGAAGCUGAUUGAGGAGAUCCCGGAGGAAGAAGUUGAAGAAGCCGGCGCCUCCGAGGAGCCCAAGAAGAAGAAAAAGAAGAAGAAGAAGACCAGCGAGACAGCUGAAGAGGAAGAAACGCACGUGGCAAAGAAGUCGAAGGUAGAGGAGGAGGAAGCAGAGGAGGAGCCAACGGAGAAGAAGAAGAAGAAAAAGAAGAAAAACAAAACGGAAGAUGAAUAAAAGAAAUCCAGCCUGUCUGGGAUUUUUAUUUUGUUAAUUUCUCUCCAUCCCUGCUCAUGAGGGUGGAAAAUAUGCAAAAUUACGGUCAUAUUUUAAGGAGUAAAAAUGCUAAAAGAGAAUGAGAAAUAGCGAUAGAAAUAAAUUCAGCGGAAUCAACGGAGGUACAAUAAAGAAAAUGAAAAUUGUCCGAAGAAAA